This is a messenger RNA of Felis catus (domestic cat), 3446 nucleotides long. RefSeq names its product BRO1 domain and CAAX motif containing (gene BROX). The transcript has 13 exons. The coding region runs from base 167 to 1402 and encodes 411 amino acids. Lineage: Eukaryota; Metazoa; Chordata; Mammalia; Carnivora; Felidae. The record is from RefSeq and is a predicted model, not a curated record.
GGCUUUCCACAAAAAUGCCUGUUCCGAUGAGGGACUCCGAGGGUUGGCGCCUGCGCAAGGUCGGCGCUAGCCUCUACGGGACGGGCUGGGGAGGAAGAGGCUGGGUGGUAAACAGGAAGUGGGCGCUCCGAGCUCGGGGGCGGUGCUCAGGAAACAUCUGGAGAAAAUGACACAUUGGUUUCAUAGGAACCCAUUAAAAGCCACAGCUCCUGUCGCUUUUAACUACUAUGGUGUAGCUGCUGGCCCUCCUGCUUCAAAAAUAUGCAGUGACUUGAGAUCGUCCAGAGCACGACUGCUUGAACUCUUCACUGAUUUGAGCUGUAAUCCAGAAAUGAUGAAGAACGCAGCAGAUUCCUAUUUUUCACUUUUACAAGGUUUCAUAAAUUCCUUGGAUGAAUCUACCCAAGAAAGCAAGUUACGAUAUAUUCAAAAUUUCAAGUGGACUGAUACAUUACAAGGACAGGUUCCAAGUGCCCAACAGGAUGCUGUUUUUGAAUUAAUUUCCAUGGGAUUUAAUGUAGCUUUAUGGUAUACCAAAUAUGCUUCAAGACUGGCUGGAAAAGAAAACAUAACAGAAGAUGAAGCAAAAGAAGUCCAUCGAAGCCUAAAAAUUGCAGCGGGGAUUUUUAAACAUUUAAAGGAAAGUCAUAUCCCAAAGCUCAUUACACCUGUAGAGAAGGGGAGGGAUUUAGAGGCACGGCUCCUGGAAGCUUAUGUUGUCCAGUGUCAGGCAGAAGCUCAAGAAGUAACAAUCGCUCGAGCAAUUGAACUGAAACACGCACCCGGCCUAAUUGCUGCACUGGCAUAUGAGACAGCCAACUUCUAUCAAAAAGCGGAUCAUGCUUUAUCCAGUUUGGAGCCUGCAUACUCUGCUAAAUGGAGAAAAUAUCUUCACUUGAAAAUGUGUUUCUACACGGCUUAUGCUUACUGUUAUCAUGGUCAGACUUUGUUGGCUAGUGAUAAAUGUGGCGAAGCAAUCCGGUCUCUCCAAGAAGCAGAAAAAUUUUAUGCAAAGGCAGAAGUACUGUGCAAAGAAUAUGGAGAAACCAAGGGACCUGGGCCAACGGUCAGACCCUCAGGACACUUGUUCUUUCGGAAGCUCGGAAAUCUUGUGACAAACACCCUAGAGAAGUGUCAGAGAGAGAAUGGGUUCAUUUACUUUCAAAAAAUUCCAACAGAAGCCCCACAGCUGGAACUCAAAGCAAAUUACGGUCUCGUAGAGCCUGUACCUUUUGAAUUCCCUCCGACAAGUGCACAAUGGACACCGGAAACGCUGGCCUCGUUUGAUCUCACCAAAAGACCCAAGGAUGACAGUACCAAACCCAAAGCAGAAGAAGCAGUGAAGCCUGUCAGAGAACCAGAUACCAGACCUCAGAAGGACACGGGAUGUUCCAUCUCCUAAAAUACACUGAUAAAAUGUGCACUUCGAAUUUCUCUACUAGUAGAUAAGAUAAGCCCUGGGACUUCAGUUCGUAUUUCUUAAAAGGUUUUCUCUGAAGCCCAUAGAAUGAUUUAGUACAUUCGGAGGGAAUCUGCCUUCAGUUUAUUUGUUCUUGAUUUUUAAUAUAGUAGAAAUGUUUCAUGCUUUGUUUCCAAACCCUUUUUAAUCAGGACAACAUGUAAAAGAUUUUACUGUGCCCCUGAAGGGCGUAUUUGGGGGUUGGGUUUUUUUUUUCUUCAAAGUCUGGGUUGUAGUAAGUUUCAGGUUAAUAUAGGCCAGAAUCACGUGGCGUCAGGUAUGUCUUUCUAUCUUCACACACAAAAAGUUUUAUUUUCCUUCCUCUUACCUGAUACCAGAAGAAUGACAGGAGUUGGUUUUUAACAGUUUUCUUCCUCUUUCCAUUAUGUUGUCACACAGACUUGUGUUCUCUUCACAUCCCUUACAUUUGUAAGAAGCUAUAAUUUGUUCCAAAAAAUCAGUGUUUAUAGGUAUUUUGAGACCAUUUAAGAACUUCUGUUCUGGUAGCCCUGCACUUUAUUUCAGCUUCAAUAAACCUACAGUGAUUUUUACAAGUACUUUUUCUAAUGGGUUUUUUACUUUGAGGACAGAACUUUGUGACAGCUCUUCAUGUUCCCAUGUGAGAGAACACAAUGAAACGUUUUUGCAGAAGUCAGGUAUUUCACGAUGUAAAGAAAAAACAUCAACCCUAAGUGAGAUAGGUUGUCCUGAAUUACACUGCUAACUCUACUUUUUGGUCACAGAAGUUAUGGUAAGAUGCCUUCGUUACUGAUUUCCGUGUGCGUUAUUUCUAUAUGGUCUUCUAAUUUACACAUCCUAUCAGAAUCGUAUUGCUUUAGGCCAAAGGCCAUAGCAAAAACAAGAGCAAACAUAUAGUAUGAACUUAAAAUCAGCUUGUAAUAUUUGAAACAGUUUAGCGUGUACACAGACUUGGGAAAUAGUGGAUGCAUGCUGCUUUAACAAAAGUCACACGUCUGUAGUAUUAUCUUUUUUGAUUAUUCUUCUGGGGCGUUAGCUAAUUUUCCUAUUACAAAUGACAGAUUGGUUCACUUAAUAGAAAUAGUGUAUAUUGAGAGCUUACUACGUGCCCGGCACUCUGCUCAACGCUUACGUAGGUAAACCAUUGACUCCACGUGGUAGCCCUGUGACAGACAAGUGAAAUCUGCAUAAGGUGUUGAAAUAGGAGUAAACAUUUCAUGGUGAAGAAUAAAGAGAUUAUUCCUACCUGAAUCAGUAUCGUGUGCAAAGAAUUACUUAAGUCGUCGUUUUCACUCUUGAAAACUACAAAGAAUCAGUGAGAGUUUUUUUUAAUAUACGGAAAUGCUAAUAACUACUGUAUAGCAUUUAAUAUUUGAAACUGCAGUUUCUAGAAUAAGUGGAGUAAUUACUGGACUUUUACCUUUAUUUUGCUGUCUACAGAAACAUACUUCAAUGAAAUUUCACUGUAUAUUACGUGACACUACAAAAUCACUCGUCUGUUUGCUGUUUGCCAUUUAUGGACAAAACUUUAAACUUGUGCCGGCUUGUUCUUCUUGGCCUCGUAGGACCUAUUUAUCUUGGGUACUAGUACUCACUAACCUAGUUGCUAAAUUUUCACGUUGACACUUGGGGGUUAUACUACCAUAUAUGGAAUGAAAACAUGUCAUAUGUUUAGUGCUUUUGUAAAAUGCAGGAAAUACUGGUAUUACUUUAAAUCAAUAAUUGGCAACUUCGACAUGAGCAAGUAAGAAAUAUUGUGUUGACUGAGCAAAAGUGACGCUUUGUGACUAAAAUACCCCAUUAUAUAUCUUCUUUGAAGUGGCGUUGGAAAUUUGGGAAGGUGACACACGUCAAGCAGCUGCAUGAAGGUUGUAGAGGGUGUAACUUUGUGUUAAGUGUUGCGUAUAUUUUCGUCCUUCGUUUAAACUGGAUAAUGACCGCCAACAAGUGUUGUUUGUAUAAUGCGUUAUCUUUUUAUUUAUGAAAAUAAAAGUAAUUUUACUUAUAA